This is a messenger RNA of Hermetia illucens (black soldier fly), 8776 nucleotides long. RefSeq names its product potassium voltage-gated channel protein Shal (gene Shal). Gene Ontology annotation, biological process: potassium ion transmembrane transport; protein homooligomerization. The record is from RefSeq and is a predicted model, not a curated record. Gene Ontology annotation, molecular function: A-type (transient outward) potassium channel activity; protein binding. The transcript is spliced from 6 exons. The coding region runs from base 2338 to 4017 and encodes 559 amino acids. Lineage: Eukaryota; Metazoa; Arthropoda; Insecta; Diptera; Stratiomyidae. Gene Ontology annotation, cellular component: membrane; voltage-gated potassium channel complex.
UUUUCUCUUGCAUACGCUACUCGGCUAUUGUUUGAAAAUUGUUUGAUACAAUUGUUAUUGUUCUGAUGCGUCUUUCCAACUUUCCAGUCAUUCGUAACUUUUCAGUUUGUAAAGUUUUUCCAAUAAGGAUGGCGAAAAGAUUAUCGGAGGGGUGACAUGCGGGGGUGCAGAUGGUGUGGGGUAAAAGCCAGGCCAACAAGAUUCAGAAAUGGAAACAUACGAUUUCGGUUUCGAAUGUGCGUGCUGCUGUCGCUGCCUAUGGCUGUGUUAUUUCACACAAGCUUGGCUUUUCCUUGCACACUAUCCAAUUUUCCACACGGUAUCGGGAAAAAUCAUACGACGAAAUGAUUGUCGCGCUACGCUGCUGAGAUUCAGUACCUAAUUAUCAUAUGAGAAAAGAUAUUUUAUAUAAAAUAUUGUUUUUUAUUAGCGACAUAAGAACGCAACAAACACAUCCUAUUUUCUUCUGAUGGUGGAAAAUUCAGUUGUUUUUCCGUUUACAUUAUCGUGUGUAUUGUUUUUUAUUGGUGCUACUGUCGUAUCGUUGUUCGUCACAUAGAAUAGAUUUUGGUGUGUGACUCUAUUUUCCCAUUUUUUUUUGCAAAAUGUUCUCUGGUGAAAGUCACAAAUUGAAAUCGAGUUUUUGACGGAAAAAUGAGUUUUCAUGGGGAACGGAAAUCGGGGUUGUAAAAAGCAACGAAACAUACUUAGUGCACAUGAAAAUGAUAGUAAAUGGACAGUUGGUGAACAUCAGGAAAAAAACGUAGGACCAUGUUAACAUCAUAACAAUCUAUAAGAGGAAGAAACAUAUGUUCGAGUGAAAUGCUGUGAAGGAUAUUAGCCAUCAUCAUAGCAUUGUACGCUGGUUAUGUUCAUAUAUUGACCUAGAACUCAUCGAAAAUGCUCUUCAUUUUCGAGUACUAUUCAAGAAGGAGCUAGGAAAGGAUUAAAUUGGGUUUAAAAUUGACUCCAUUAAAAACUUCGGCAGAGACACAUUAAUCGCAUUUCUUUCUAUGAAGAGAAUAAAGGAAUUUGAAAAAUACAAAAUUCUGAAGCCUGAGAGCCUGGUUAUUGAAUGAAACGGAAAAUUCCUAUAAAAAUAUCAUUCUUUAGUUGCAUCUAAGCAACGUGAGACGAGUCUGGUAAAGAAGAGCUGUAGUGGUUGAAAGUGCUGAUAGAUUACGAUUAGAAUUAUUUCAGCAUGAUUUUCUACUUUGCCGGAGAUUCGUGUGCCUGUCAUAAACGAAUAUAUAAUUAUCAUCUAUGUUUCAAGCUUAAAUAGCACAAAAGGCGACUGAAAAAAUUCUUCGGGCAAACAAUAUUCAAAUCGAAAUUGAACGAAAACUGGAAGUUGAGGCACGAAUGGAAGGGAGAAAAGAAACAAGCUGAAUGAAGUUGAAAAAAUUGGAUAGUGUUUAAAGCAAUAUAAUUAUAAUUAUAAUUCAGAUGGCUAACAAAUCUAUUUAAAAGAAAAAUUAAUGAAGAAAAAAUCAGAAUUAUAAUUUUAAAAUAAAAAGAACAAAAUAAUUGAAAAUUCAGAGGAAAAAUCAAAAAAAUUGAAUUUAAAUAUUAUAUAUUGCUCUGGUGGAUAGAGGAUAAAGAAAAUGACAUUAUUAGCUAAUUGAAACUAGCUUGCGUAUAUUUAAACGUCAAUCGUAAAAUAAACAACUUUACUCAAAUCCGUGCACCGUUACGACACCAACUUAUAGAUAUUACUUAUAAAAACAAAAUAUCUUCAAUCUAAAUCAACGGAGAUCUAAAAAAUAAAAGCAAUAAAUAUUUAGAAAAAAAAAAUAAAUAUUUACAUUAUUAAGAAAAAAGUGGCAAAAAUGCGAACUUAAGAAAAAAUCAGAAAAUCUUUAUUUUGCGCGAAAAAAAAAAGAAAUAAAACGCAGGGAAAUAUUUCGCUUUGGGAAUUAUUUUUCCCUUUUCAACCUUAUUAAAAAUUGAUUCUACGUUGCCAUAAUUAAAAAAAAAAUCUUCCAUAAAAUUCGAUGCUUAUGUUAAGCGAGAGAACCAGUUAAAAGUUACCAUCGACGUCGUAGAUGAAUCGAAACAAUUGAAUUAUUUUCACUCCUUCAAGUCAAAAACACCAGAGUCUACUGGAACUUACAGAAUUCCUGAUUGGUUACUACCCCUUCAUGGUCAAAAGUUCCCCGUAGAAGGCGUCAUCGUCGUAUCGCAUCCUGUUAGCAAAAAAAUACCCAAUACUGCGGCGGGAUUUUUAAAUAUUUACCUAAUAUCCUGGACUUUGGAAAAUAGAUAAAAAAAAAAUAUCGGCCAGAUAAAAAUUGCUUUCCUUAGUUAUAGAUAUUCUAAAACAUUCCACCACACAGUAUGGCCUCGGUCGCCGCUUGGCUGCCAUUUGCACGGGCGGCGGCCAUCGGUUGGGUACCGAUUGCAACGCAUCCCCUCCCGCCGCCUCCCGUACCAAAGGAUCGACGUAAAACCGACGAUGAAAAGCUACUCAUCAAUGUAUCCGGUCGCCAUUUUGAAACAUGGCGGAAUACAUUAGAGAAGUAUCCUGACACGCUACUAGGUUCAAAUGAACGUGAAUUUUUUUACGACGAAGAUUGCAAGGAAUAUUUUUUCGAUCGUGAUCCAGAUAUAUUUCGUCAUAUUCUGAAUUACUAUCGAACAGGAAAACUACAUUAUCCGAAGCAUGAAUGCCUGACAAGCUAUGACGAGGAGUUGGCAUUUUUUGGAAUAAUGCCUGAUGUGAUCGGUGAUUGUUGCUACGAGGAUUAUCGCGAUCGAAAACGCGAAAAUGCAGAACGAUUAAUGGACGACAAAUUAUCGGAAAAUGGUGAUCAAAAUCUACAACAGCUUACUAAUAUUCGUCAAAAAAUGUGGCGAGCCUUCGAAAAUCCACAUACGUCGACAGCAGCAUUGGUCUUCUACUAUGUGACAGGAUUCUUCAUAGCUGUUAGCGUAAUGGCGAAUGUUGUAGAAACGGUACCAUGCGGCCAUAGGCCCGGUCGAGCGGGGACGCUCCCGUGCGGUGAACGCUAUAAAAUCGUAUUCUUUUGCUUAGAUACCGCAUGCGUUAUGAUCUUCACGGCAGAAUAUCUGUUACGAUUAUUUGCAGCCCCAGAUCGCUGUAAAUUCGUGCGUAGUGUUAUGAGUAUAAUUGAUGUAGUCGCGAUACUUCCAUAUUAUAUUGGUCUUGGGAUCACGGAUAACGAUGACGUUUCUGGUGCUUUUGUCACAUUACGUGUAUUUCGUGUAUUCCGAAUAUUUAAAUUUUCACGUCACUCUCAAGGAUUACGUAUUCUUGGUUAUACAUUAAAAUCUUGUGCUUCCGAAUUAGGUUUUUUGGUAUUUUCGUUAGCAAUGGCUAUUAUAAUAUUCGCUACAGUUAUGUUUUAUGCGGAGAAAAAUGUAAAUGGUACGAACUUUACAUCGAUUCCGGCUGCAUUUUGGUAUACAAUUGUAACGAUGACAACGUUAGGGUAUGGUGAUAUGGUGCCAGAAACAAUUGCCGGAAAAAUAGUUGGAGGAGUAUGUUCACUUAGCGGUGUGCUUGUAAUCGCUCUUCCGGUACCUGUUAUUGUAUCAAAUUUCAGCCGGAUUUAUCAUCAGAAUCAGCGUGCCGACAAACGUAAAGCUCAAAGGAAAGCACGUUUAGCACGUAUUCGAAUUGCCAAGGCAUCAUCAGGUGCUGCGUUUGCUAGUAAAAAGAAAGCAGCUGAAGCAAGAUUGGCUGCUCAAGAAUCUGGAAUUGAAUUAGACGAUAAUUAUCGUGAAGAAGAUAUAUUCGAGCUACAGCAUCAUCAUUUGUUAAGAUGUCUUGAAAAGACCACGGAUCGUGAAUUUAUUGAGUUAGAAAUUCCAUAUAAUGGACAACCAAAACGACCUGGAUCACCGUCACCAAUGGCUAGUCCGGCACAUUCAACAAAUAGUACUGUUGGUUUAUUGCAAUCAUGUUGCGGUCGAUGUUGCUCCCAACGAUAUCAGAAAAAAAUACAAAAAUGUGAGAAUGAAACAAUUCAAUUGAGUCCAAAUUUUAAAUUAUAAUACAAAACUGAGCAAACAUUAAAUUUUCAUUUUAAGUUUUUUAUUCUACAUGUUAAUAUAUAUAUAUAUAUAUAAUGUAUGGAAACACAACAACAAGCAGUAUUUUAUGAGAUACUAUAUAGAAUGUCAACGGUUAUGAUGUGUUAUCUUUUAUGAUAUUUUUAUGUAGUAAUAUUAAAAUUUUACUAUUGCUGAUGAUUACUUUUGUAAUUUGAUUUUUCAAUGCCGAAAAAAAGAAGGAAAUUGUUAAACUUUUUUGCUGUUUUUAUACUUCUGCAGUAGAAUAGGGUGACAAUAAAUACUAGGCAAAAAGUUAUUUUUGAAAGACUGUUAGAAAACGUUAACAUUUUUCUAUAUAUUAUUUGUUGAUUUUCAAUUGUUUGAGUUUCACUUUUCCUAAUUAUCAGUAUCUUACUUAGAUAAUGAAGCAAAAAUAAAAAUAAAACACGAAAUAAUAUAUGCAUGACUGUAAAACAAUUUUUAUAUAGAUGUAUGAUCAUUCCUAGAUGUAUGUUUGAACGUAUUCCAAAAAAAAAAAAAAAAACAAAACAAUUUCAGUAAAAAAAAUGCCACAAUUUUUUUUUAACGCCCUAAGUUGGCCAUUUGUAUUUUGAGAUUUUGUCUCUAAUUGACAAUUCAUUUUAAAUAAACUUCAAAAUUACUACGUUCUUUUUCUUUCGUUUUUUUCUUCGUAUUCAAUGGGUUCUGAUUACCUAAUACCUAAUAUUAUCACACAAUUUAUUUUCGAAAACCAGGAAAGGAAUGGGAAGCAAGCUAUCCAUAUAGCAUAGAACGUAAUUGAAGGUUAAACCUUGACCUUAUAAUGAUUCUUUAUACAUUCUUCGUAUCAUACCAUUUCGUAUAGAUUUUUCAUCAAUAAUUCUUUUUUAUUUUCCUUUUGAAUUAUUCCGUAUAUAUUUUUCCCCAAGUGAUUUUUUUUUAUUUAUUUUUUAUUUAAAAAAAAAAACAGUGCUAAUGAAAAGGAGAAACAUGCAAGGCCUAUUGCAUUUUAUUUUCAUUAUUGUUUUAAUUUUUUACAACAUAAUUGAAGAUGUAAGACUCUCCUCUCUUUCUGAUAAUUUUCGAAUUGAUAUUUAUCGAAGUUUAGUUCAUUUUUUAUUUCAGAAAUUCAAAUAAUUCAAUUGUAUUGUAUAGAUGUUCCUCUUACAUUUUUUUACUUCCAUAUAAGUUAAUCAUUUCCGUUUUAAAUGGACAUUGUCAUUCGGAAAAGAUAUUCCAUGCUCUUCAUUCAUGUGCUAAGGUUUUAGGAUAUAUCAAAAGCGUUUAAGAUACCCAAAUAGAUGAUAGAAUAAUAUUGAUUGAGCAACAAUUCCCAUGAAGAUGUUUAAAUUUUUAUACUCGUAUCCUUAUUUUCCUAUUAAUGCUUUUCUCUAAUUUUUCACUCCAUCUGCCAUUUUCCUGGUUCAAUAUCUUAUCUGCCCAUCAAGCCUUCAUUAUAUCUUUAAAACCAGUAGUAGAUAGGUUAAUCUAUCUUUAUUUUUGAAGAAAACAUAUAAAUAGAAAAUCCAAAACCGUUUCCGUUAACUUUCGGCACUACUUGUCGCCUCCCUCAAUGCUUGAGCUUUGACGAGGAAAGAAAUCCCAAAUCGUUCUAUUUAUACUUCCUCUCUUAAUUUAAAGCCGCCAGGAACCGCUGCCUUGAUCCCUGUUGGUCACAUCCAUUUCCUUGUAUUUAAUAUAAUAAACACAUGGUUUCCAAGGAAAAUUUAAAGUUGAGCUACAUAAGCGAUACAAGAAAAUCAGAAGUGGCCAAAAGUUUGGAAAUUUAUGAAACACCGAAGGAUAAACUUCUCGACAGUGUGUGUGGCCCCACGUUGGGCGCCAAUCAACCAAACCACCCUAACAGGUCUACUAGUCGUGAACACAGACUGCGCUAGCAGUUUGGCGAUAUGUGGGCCGGGGUUCUUGGUUCUCACAUAUUACCUCACUCUCAGGACACAAAGAUUUAAUCACGUACCUUGACUAAGGAGCCAACAAAACAAAACCCACCCGGGGUAAAUUACUCUAAUAGAAAUCUAAAACCUCGAAGUGGAGUGAUACCAUCGAGGAUUUCAAUCCCAAAGGAGCUGAUGUUGAUGUUUUUCUGCGACAUUUCUCCAAACCCAACUGCAUUCAGAUAUCCCUGCUGAACUGGAUGGUGAGUAAGGAGCGUCCUCGUCUUUGGCAUACAAUUUGAUAGUGGAUUCGAAACCAUAGCGGGCUUAGAGAGUCACCUUGGAAAAUGCCACGCCUGAUUGGUAUCUCUCUAGAUAUUUGUGAGGAUACCGAUAGCUUCGUGCUCCAAUUCUUCAUCACUGUUCUGAGCAACGGGUAACACUUGUAGUAACCACGAAUCCGAUAUGGAGUCAUGAGGAGGCCCACUCGUGCACAAAAUUAUAAUAUCCGUUCCAUCGGUGAGACAAGUAAUUGGGAGGAAAAAUUAAAUGUGGGCUUGAUUUCCCCCGCGAUAACUGGGAUUUUGGAUUUCUUUUCUCAUCGGAAUCCAAGCAUUGAGGAAGGCGACAAGUAGUUGCCGAGCUAUGUAUAUUUUAAAAAAAUUAAUUUCUAGUAAUUUCUAGUCAAUGGAAACGAUUUUGGAUUUUUUAUUUAUAGUGAUAUAGCUUUAUUUAAAUGCUCUAAACGCAGGUUUUUAUUAAGAAAUAUAUGAAUCAAAACUCCAUGAUUAUGGAUCUACUGGUUAAUUUCUCAUUUAUUAGAUAAAACCAUUCAAAAUUUUCUCAAAUUUUCAGUUGAUUUUUUUUAUCCAGUUCCAUAUGGUUAAGCAAAGCUUUUGGACAUAUAUCCCUGAUUUUUCGAAAAUUCCAAGCUAGGUACAGAAAAUUAAAAAAAAAUAUAUAAUAUACCGAAUUGUGGAGAGAAUCUUUAUUUUGAUUUUGAAAAUCCGACUUUUAAAAAACCUUUCAAAUCCAACAUCAAAUAUUUUUAUUAUAUAUAUAAUUCAGGCAUGUGGAAAAUAUAUACCAGCUACAGCAAAUGUACAAAAUAGUCAAACUGGUCAAGCGAUGGAUGGUACAUACUUGGUGGAAGCUUCAUUUUAAAAAGAAAUUAAAAGAAAGUACACUAAGUAUAAGCAUUUCCGCGUCGAAGUGCAAGUGAUAUAGCAAACUCCUUUGUUAAACGAAACAAUCAUAGAAAAUAAAAUGAUUGGUUAUAAAUAUGAUUUAAAUGAAUAAUAUAUAACAGUAAUAUAUAAAAUGGAUCGAAUAGUAAACUAUUUUGUCUAUUUAAACAACUAACUUUAUUUAUUCUCUAUUUCGAUAAAGUAAUAAAACCAUGUAUAAAGAAAACAAAAAGGUUCACUUGAGGCACGCUCAAUAGUAUUGAUCUUUGGAAACAGCUUACAAAUUAAAUAAGCGGAACCAAGAGAUUAUUUACAGUACGAGGCUUAGUUGUAAGACCAUGGAAAGUAACAAACCAGAUACUAUGAUAUAUCUUUCAACAUUCAAUCACCAGCUAGCAGGUAACACAUUUUAAGCCGCUUAACAUCUCCAAUUUACGAAAAAUACUAAAGGAGGCUAGCGUUCCAGGCGGCUUGAACGACUGAAUUAACAAGAAAUUACUAAACUUUUUCUGAAUAUUGUCUAUUCCUUCCCAUUUUUUUCAAUAUUUUAAUUCAUCACUAAUUAUAAUUGUUUGUCUUUUGUACAUACACCUAUUAGUAAAACAUAUUUUACAUGUGUAAAAAGAUCUUUAAAAAAAGUAUUAAUUUCAAUUUUAUCGAUGAAAAGUAAUUACUAAUAACAUGAAAUCUAAACAAAAUGGUCUUUUCUGGGGUCAGUUUCAAAGUGAAAUUAAACGCCUUUUCAAAAAUCAGUCGAAAGUUACCGGAAUUAGUUACAGAAAAAGGAUGGCUGGGACGAAAAAAUCCAGACUAAAAAUUAUAUAAAAAAUUUAAUGAAAUACCAAAUACUUUUUAGAGUUUCUACUAAUAUUUUUUUAACAUAAAAACACUACUAUUGAAAUACAAGAUGAGUGGUAGUAACGUUGCAGUAAGUAUUACGACAAUUCUAUCACAAUCUGGAUGGAUACAAAGUAUGUUAUCAGAUGGUUCGUUGUAUCAUUACUCCCGAUAUUAUGAGUAGACCAUUUUUUGCCAAAUAUCACUUCAUGAAACAAUUAAAAGCAACAUAUUUACGAGAAAGAAUGAAUAGAUGAGAAAUCACAAAUAGGCGAUCACAUAAUGCAUGUAAGAAAUUGCAAAUCUAUUUACCUGAUGUCGAAUGUUAUAUAUAAAAGGAAAAAAAUGUAAGUUUAAUCUUACAAUCGUGUGCAUGAAAAUUACAAACAUUUAGAUUAUAAUUGAGUAAUUCAUGGCAGAUAGAUAAUGCAUCAAAAAAUGAUAUUCUAUGGUAAUUUGGAAUAAUAUUCCAAAAAAAUUGCCUGAAUGCAUUUAGGAAUGUUAAAUACAUUAUGUUACAACAAAAAUACCUAAAAAUAUAUUUGAAGCAAAAAAAAAAAAUUGAAAAAAAUAUGGUAAUACUAUUGAAAUUCAAUUUAUAGAUGCGAUAGUUGUAUGCAAUAUAAAGAAAACUGCAAUCAUAAAAAUGAAAGAGAACAGAAAAUUAUCAACAAGUAAAAAAGUAAUUAUAGCAAAAAUAUAUGUUUUUUCUGAAUCAUUUGUUCUCAAAAUAUUUAUUUUUCAUUUCUUAACAAAAUCAUGAUUACAUAUUUAUAUUUCUGAAAAAUGAAAAUUAUGGAACUUAAUUAACGUAAAUAAAAUUUAUUUAUUCUUUAUCUA